Anopheles moucheti is the source of this 1351-nucleotide messenger RNA. Its product is annotated as nicotinamide riboside kinase 1. The coding region runs from base 310 to 1101 and encodes 263 amino acids. The transcript is spliced from 4 exons. The record is from RefSeq and is a predicted model, not a curated record. Gene Ontology annotation, cellular component: cytoplasm. Lineage: Eukaryota; Metazoa; Arthropoda; Insecta; Diptera; Culicidae.
UCCAUUGCAAACGCGAUAAGAUCAAUGAAUGGCAUCGAAUGCGGCGCUGGGGAAGCUGAUUUUGGCGGCUACAUUUAGUCUGUUCUUCUACUACGUAUUCUGGGUUGCUGUUCUGCCGUUCAUGGUGAUCGAUGCGAGAGAUGAAAGUUGGAUCUACUCGCUGUUUCCACCGAUGAAGUUUGCAUUCCUCGUACCGGCAUUGUUCGGUGUGGUCCUAGUCGGUGGACUGUCGGUGUUUUCUCUGUACCAUUUACGGGACCAGCUCGGUGUUCGAUUUAUCCGACAACUUUAAUUUAGCGGCGCGGUACAAUGGAGACGUGGCUCGUCAUUGGCAUAUCCGGUGUCACCAACGGGGGCAAAACGACGCUCGCCAAAUCGCUUGAAUCAUACUUUCUGGCCCACCAAAACAAGGUAUUCUUCAAGGAAAAUCUUAUCCUCAACAAGGUCGUUGCACUGUGCCAGGAUGAUUACUUCCUUCCGGUGGAAAGCCCACGGCAUGAGGUAAUCAAGAAGCUUAACCACAUCAACUGGGAGAUACUGUCCUCGCUCGAUAUGGACCGCAUGUGCCAGGACAUCAUGAAGGUGCUCGGGCAAAAGUUUAUCCUGUACAACUGUCACCAGCUGCGGCAGAGCGACGACGAUAGUGAAAUGGGCGAGCAGGUCGAAUCGAUGGACGAGUUCAAUCUGUUUGCCGAUCACUUCCUGAGCAACUUUCUCACCAAAUACGACGAAAACGGAACGGGCGGCAGGACGACGAACAUAAUCAAGAAAUCAAAGAACGAAUCGUACCAAAACAUGAGCAUUAAGAUAAACAUUCUGUUGCUAGAGGGAUUCCUGAUCUUUAACCACUCGUUCACGCGGGAUCUGUGCAACAUGAAGUUCCACAUUCAUCUGCCGUACGAGCGAUGUUACGCACGGCGGCUGCAGCGCGUGUACGAUCCACCGGACGUGGUCGGUUACUUUGAGAUGUGCGUGUGGCCAAUGUACGAGAAGCACUACCGGGAAUUUAAGGGGCGGAAGGACAUUUACGUAUUGAAUGGAGAAAUACCGCAGGAAAGCAUCUGCAACUACGUGUUAAACUGCAUUAAAGACCUGCUGUAGUUUUGAGGGAUGUGAUGGACCCCAUGUGAAUGUGCAGUGCCACCAGCCAGGCGGUAGGUCGCUAGGAUUAAGCUAAUCGAGUACAAGAUCAAUUGUGAACGAUUCCAGUAACGGGUUAUGACGAGUUCCUUAAGCAUGUAAGCCGGCUAAUUUAGGGUAGAUUUUUAAAUGGUAAGCUAUACACCGUUCCCACUAUACAUAAAAACCAGAGCCCAUCAGCAGCUCUUGAAUCAACAGAACAUCCAAACAU